Molecule: messenger RNA, 2279 nt
Organism: Pseudocercospora fijiensis CIRAD86
Lineage: Eukaryota; Fungi; Ascomycota; Dothideomycetes; Mycosphaerellales; Mycosphaerellaceae
Exons: 2
Coding region: 1-1707 (568 amino acids)
Source: RefSeq, a predicted model, not a curated record
AUGCCUUGUUUCAAAGGCCUUGCGGUCAGCAUCCACACCCCCGAUGGCCCCAUUGCAGAGCACUCCAUCCAGAGGCAGACGCGCGCCAACCGCAUAUCUGCCUACAUACCCGUCCCGCCAGCAAAAGUCCCUCCCGGCGGCGGCAAGCCUGAGCAGUCUACCUUUGCCAUAUCCAUCACCCUUCUGACGCCAGGACUGAACGUGCCAUACUCCACACCCAAACCCACCCCAGACGACCCAUACCCACGACCGAGAAUAGUCGGUGGCCUUCCCGGCUAUGGCAAUGAGCGAGGAAAGUACCAGCCUUCCGUCCCACCAUACAUUCCGCGGACAGCCAAUCCCAACGAGACUAUUGCGGCCUACAUUUACUUUGACGGCCGAGUAAAAGAGGAAGUUGCGACGCUCCUGAGGAGGGGCGAAGAGACGUGGGUGAACUCGCGUUGGGUCAGUGUGCCUGAGUCAGAAGGUGGUGGUCUGGCAGAACGCGAAUUCUUGUUCAGAGAAGUCGGCCUGGAGCGAUGGCUGAACGGGCUCGAUCUUCAAGGCAGCAACAAGGAAAAGGAGGAGCGAAUCGCGCGGCGCCAGCGACGACUGGAGAAGAAGCGCCGGAAACACAAGGAGCAGAGCAUGGACGAUAGCGACAACGAUGCUGGGAAAGAGUCCAAGACUCCUGCGCGAAAUGGCGUGCUCCGAUAUGGUGGAGAGGACGGCUCUCCAGUGGAAGAUCUACCUGCUGAGGACGCCUUGUUCUCCUCCGACUCGGAUUCGGAGGAUGAGCCGCCGCAACCAGAAGCCGCAGGACAGAUCAAGGUGGCUCUCUUUCGAGUUCUGGCAAGCGGCGAGAUCAAGAGAGGAGAAUACUCGCCACAAUUUGACGCGCACGACGACGAUAUGGAAGGUGGCGGUGAUGGCGGCGACGAUGAUGUUGACCAUACCACGAGCUUCGCCAAACCCAAGACACUUGACCCAAAAACUAUCAGCACGCAGACAGUGACUGGUCUGGAUCCACCAGAAUCGCCGUACGCCGUCUUCACAUUCUUCUACCGAGGCGAGAAGCAGCUUAAGAAGAUGGGCAUCGUGAAUGACCCCGAAAAGCAGAAAGCCCAGCAGAGCAGUCGAAGAAAGUCUUCUGGACCAGACUUCUCCAAAUUCGGUCCAUUGAAGUCUGAAGGCACUGUUGGCUUCUCUGGCUAUCGGGAUCCUGCCAAUGGAAAGCGCAAAUCAAAUGCGAAGGACAACGAUGUGGACGCCAUGGACAGCGAUGCCGACGACGAAGACGAGCAAAGACUUCCUGAUGAUCCCGACGAUGAGGGCGAUAUAAAGCAAGAGAACGGCAACACCCACCUGUCUCCAGAAGACGCGAAGCGUACCAAUGAGGUCGCUGAGGGUGUGCAGAAGAUUAAGUCGCCGACCGCUGGUACUCCUCAGUCUGUCAAUUCUGUGGCGGCCAAUGCAGGCACGCCACCUGAAGGCCUUACGCCUUUGCCUGUAGAAAUCAGUGAUGCUGUUGCUAGCCCCUUCAAGCGCCAGCGAGCGAGUCUGCCGGGUGUCAGCGGCAGCCUCUUUACCAGCGAAGCGGGCUUCUUGCCUUCGUCGUCCUUAUCGAACCCAGCGAUCAAGCCGGACGAUAGCCAACGAGCUGCCAGUACACCCGACAUUAAAGCCACAACAGCAGCGAAGCAGGAAGACUCUGAUGAAGAGUUGUAACUGCGGUGCCUCAUCUCAUUGCCAGAGACACGUCUGCCAACACUUGUUGAUCGGUGGUUAAUACUCUGCUUUGGUAGCCAUCCGAACGAUAGCGUCUUCGCGGCGAACAUAGUCGCCAUGUCGAGACCGCAGCCGGCGAUUAUCAUCGCCCUCAAGCAUACUUUCUCGAAGCAAAGCAGCAAAUUCAUUCUCGAUCAAGACAUUUUCCGCGGAUGUGAAUGGCACUAUCGGCGUAUGCCUUGAGGACGAAAAUUGAAUUAGCUCUCACCGGCUCACACGCGCUUGUAUCGCCCUCAUCUUUUUGUGUCAUGUUGCAUGUUAGCGUUGGGCAGGCGGAAGAUCUGACAAGGGGACAAGGGAGAGGUCGUGAAGAAUCAGGAUAAUGGGCGAAGUCGCCAUAGAUCGCGUGCUUGUGCUAUACAUGGAAAGAUGCGAAGGCAUAAGAGGCAGCUUCUUGUAUGCGCAGAGAGCUUGGUGCAGAUGCCGCUCUCCACUGUUUGUAUGUACUACUCACUCCGAAGAGGCGCCUGCUGAUGUGCAGAUGAAUUAAAUGGAAAAUGUCGCAUCGACAG